CGAUGAUGAACUAAGAAAGGUAAAAAGAGAGGGAUCGUAGCGUGCAGACCAAAAAGGAAGGAGGGAGGCUGGUGUCAAUUUGCUUUUUUCCUGCCUGUUCAGUGUCUUUAAUACCAGCGAAACGAUACCAAGACAACAACACUUUGCCCAUUUUUUGAUUCCCUUCGGCUGUCACGUCUUGCUGCUAUUCUACCCUUAAACCUGGGGGCCUUAAAUCUGAUCCGCAUACAGUCAUUAACCUCUGUCACCCCUUCACCUAACCUUAACUGUGAUCUUAUCCCGCCUAUGACAGCAUACCUGGAUUAACAAUUCAUCUGAAAUCAAAGCAAUGCAGACGGUAACUGGAAGCCAGGGCUAAAAUUAACACUGAUGGGUCUCGACGAGGGCCUGAGAACGCAGAAAUCAUUCAUGAUGGACGCUGGGGAAACACACACAAGGAUGAUUCAAUGAAAUGAUUCAAUGAUGUAAGGUAUUUCAUUUACAUUUAUUGAUAUGAUGUUGUAAUUAUAGGAGCAUGGAAAGUACUUUAAAACAUACACAAAUACACCAAAAGACAAUGAAGUGUUUAGAUAAAGCAUUGUGGAAUAAUGCAGAUUAGGUGUGUGGCAAAAAACAAUGAAUUUAUAACGUCCAAUUAUAUAGUGUCCAAUUACUUUUAGUUUAGCAGACUUCACAGGGUCAUAGAUAACGCACCUACAAGAUUGAAUUACAAGAGAUGUACCAACUUCAGUGCUAUUUUUAGAGCACCGUGAAAGCAACCCCUGAUCAGCUAAUGCAGAAAUAUUUUUUAAGAUAGUUACAGUAAAACAAGUGAUUGGAAAAAAUAGUGUAAAAAUUGAUUGUUCAAUCAUUUUGAACAACUGACGCCCCAUGUGCCAUUUCAGUGGUGGUUCUUUUGUACAACCACUAGAGGUCGCCAAAAGACUGCACACUAGAUUACUACGCCACACCAAAGCAUACUGCAAUCACAAUACGUAUUUAUGGGAAUCAUUUAUAGAUAAACGUCGAUUAUGUUGAUGUCUUAAUAGAUGUUAUGAUUUUCACCAGUCUUCUCCUGGGAUUCGCGGUAAAUCAUGCUUUAAAUCAGUUUUACAAGUUGUCCUUCAAUUUUCCGUUUAUGACUUAUAUUGGGAGCAGUCCUAGAUCAGUGCGAAAGGAAAACGGUUUAUUGUUUGUCACCAUUAAAUCGCCUGUUUCAUCGCCAGAGUGUUAAGGAACUUGCAUUUUGCCGUUAAAAGUUCCCUUGUAAACGGGACAUAUCGCCCUCCGAAGGGCCUUUCGGGAAGGGGACACCACACAAAAUGUUACUCAAAAUAAAGAGAAAAUUACUUUUUUUAUUGCUCCUUUUGCCAAGUGAAUUUUAAACGGACACAUUAAGGGAGUUGCGUUUUUCCCUCUAGAGUUUACAAAUCAAGAGUUUUACUCUUCGAAGGGAGUAGGGCAUAGGGGUGAACACUUCGGAAUGGAACGCAGGGUAGGCGUACGCCAGUUCAUAUGGGCCUUAAAACUACAAAUCCACUAAUGCAACUGAGGCAGAAACUACAGACAUUUGGACGCGCCUAUAACUGGACUUGGGGGUAAACCGCCCGGACUUAGAAAACUGUAAGAGUACGUUUCUUACUAAACGUAUACAUAAAACGACAAGUCACAAACUACGUUUUACUUUAACGAUUUAUAGUAUCACCUAACACAGUUAAAGUAAACCCUAAAUGUACAACAAAGAAUUGUUACAUCCCGUAAUGAAAGCAGAAAUGGUACGAUCUCGAAUGGCCCACACAUAUGUUUCACAGGGGGUGUACAAGAACCAUGUUGACCUAUUACAGAAAAAAAGCGGCAGAUAUGAAACAAAGUUUCCAGGCGUAAAUUUCCACAUAAAGAUUAUAUUAUGACAUUACCAUUAAUAUGUCUUUAAACUUGAAAAUUUUGUAAAAACGACAUACAGCCAUUAGCCAUACCUCCCCUAUUUUCCACACAUGCUCUGCGCGAGUAGACUCCGGCUGUCCCUCUUUGUCCGGCAACGAGUAGGCCGUAAUUAACAUGGCCAAUUUCGCGUUUGGGGAUAAAUAUUAAAUCGUAAGUCUAUUUGACAUUGAUUGUUUGUCAUAUAAGGGUUGCCAUCCAUGUCUUGAUGCAACAGUCAGGUGUAUAUGAAUGAGCUGUGUGAGCAACGUUUCACAAUUGUACCUUGCUUGCUGAUGGCUAAACGGCUAACGGUAGCUAUGUAGCGCAUUCAAUUCACGUUUGAAUUAAAUUACCGAUGAAUUUGCGCUUAACGCGUGAUUUACGCUCGCGUUACGCGUUCCGAUCAAUCGGGCCGUUUAAAAUGGGGUCAAAUGCUUUGUGUGUUUGCAUCUAAAUGUCAUUUAGACAGCAGUCCAGGUAGAGACACAUCUGUAUGUGAUCACAUUGCAGACAGGCAGAUGUGCAAUCACAUUCAGUCCAUUCUGAUCACAUUAAUUUUGCGUUACAUGCUAUUACAGCGGCCGGUUUGCGUGCUUGCAAAAAUCUGACGUUGCGUUUUCACGUCUGUGAUGCUUAAGCAAAUCACAUAACUAUUUGAGUGUAAACGUGCAGAAUAUGACAAAUCUGAUUUAGGGCCCUAAUGCAUCCUUCAGACAUGUUAUUAAAUAGGUGCUCGACUUCAUUACCCUAUUGGUGAAGUUGCAUUUGAGUUUUUGGGACGGCGGGGUGAUACUCGUUGGACCCGAGGAGGUAUUUGUCAAAUAUACUCAUUUCUGUAAAUGAACGGUGUUAUGGCACCGCAUCGACACUCAUUUUAAUGGCGGGACAGCAGGCGGGACAGAGUCAAGGAAAACGAGGCAAAGGUUCCCAGAUGAAGAGCCCGGAGAAAAAAAAGAGGAAAUCUAACGCUCAGGGGGCAUCGUUCUCCCACCUCUCUGAGUUCGCACCCCCUCCCACUCCGAUGGUGGAUCACCUGGUGGCCUCUAACCCUUUUGACGAUGACUUUGGUCCUCCAUCACGACCUGUCGGUGGAGGAGGUCCAGGUGGUGCCCCUUUUCUGUCCAGCCCAGGGGCAGGUGGAGGAGGCUACAGUGGGCCCGGUCGAAUGACAGCAGGUUUGGGAUUCAUGGGUGGCCCUGGAGGACCUGGAGGCGGACAGCCUGGACGAAGACCUCCUUUCGGUCCCCCGACACCAAACGCUGGACCACACCACCCUCUUGGGUUUGGGGGCAUGCCGGGCUUUGGAGGUGGUGGAGGCGGAGGAGGUGGCGGAGGAGGUUUUCCACCCGGUGGGCCAUCACAGUUUAACAUGCCGCCCAAUUUUAGCCCUCCCAUGCACCCUGGACAGGGCUUCAACCCAAUGUUGUCACCUGGAGCAAUGGGAGGUGGACCGGGUGGUGGAGGAGGUCCGCCUCAUCCUCGGUUUGGGAUGCCUCAGCAACAGCCUCCACAUGGACAGGGAGGCCAUCCCUUUAACAGCCCACCCUUACCUGGAGGACACGGUCCCCGUGGGCCCCCACAUGGCCCCAUGAACCCUAUGGGGGGUAUGGGAGGAGGAAUGAACAUGAUGGGAAUAGGUGGUGGCGGUGGGGGUAACAUGGUGGGUGGACACCCAGGUAUGGCUCCACAAGGACAGUUUCCACCUCCACAAGAUGGGCCAUACCCUGGAUCUAGUCCUCCUUUAGGUGAAGAUGGAAAGAACUUUGGCGGUGGUCCAGGUGGAGGUCCACCUGUUCCAUCUCAACAGCAACCACCCAACAUGAAUCCCUCUGGUCCUCCAUCCAACAAUGCUACCCCCGGUCCAUCCCCAGCUCCUGGACCCCCGCAUCCUGGAGGAGGUUUCCCAGGCCAUCCAGAUGUUUCCCAACCCAACCCCAAUACACCAGGGCAACCCCAGUCGGCUCCCGCACCCCCCAAUCCCAACUCUUCCCCAACAGGCCCUCUUAAUGGUCCACAGCCUCAACAAGCACCAACCAAUCAGCAUCCACCACCAAACUCCACCGGCGGUCCUGGUCCAAACACUCCGUCCAACCAGCAGCAACCGACACCACCAAACUCCACCCCGGGGUCCGCCCCCUACAACCAGCAGAACAAUGCUUCCGGAGGUCCGAUGCCAAACCAGCCACCCAACUCCAACCAGAACAACCUUAACAACAGCAGUGGUGGCAACACCCCAGGUAAUAACCCUAAUCCUCCAUCCAACUCUAACUCUACACCCAACACCCAGUCCCCUCUUCCCAGCGGGCCUGCUCCAACAUCUGCCGGCCCAGGCUCGGGGCCCCCAAAGCUGGGUGGAGGCAUGGUGUUCCCCUGUGGCCUCUGCAUGUCAGAAGUGCACGAUGACCAGGAGGCCAUCUUAUGUGAAGCUUCAUGCCAACGUUGGUUCCAUAGAGACUGCACGGGCCUAACCGAGCCAGCUUAUGGGUUGCUAACCAGGGAAAGUGCCGCAGUGUGGGCCUGUGACUUCUGUCUCAAGACAAAAGAGAUUCAAGCUGUUUAUGUGCGUCAGGGACUGGGCCAGCUUGUGGCUGCAAAUGAUGGUUAAAAGACUUCAGAUGGUUAAAGAAGGGGGAUAAGAUAUUAGAUUUUUUUCUUGGUGCUUCAUGUCAUGUGUUUCACAGUGAAAUGGAGAAUGGAACUGAAUAAAAAGACCGAGAACCAGGAGAGCGAGAGAAACCAGAACGUCAGACUUUGAAUCUGAUGCUACACCUUGCAUUGUUCUUCAGACCACAUAAGCACUUUUAGGGCCCCUGUUUCUGAACGAAACACAAUCAGAUUUAAAGACUUUGUUGUAUAUAGAAACCAUGACACACUUUUAAAACUUCAGUUCUCAUACUCUUCUUUUAGGUUUUCACUUUACCUUGGUGACAAAAAUUUGAGAAUAAGCAUUUUCUGGCAGUAGUGGAAAAUCUGACAUUUGAUAGGUAUGUACAAGAAUUCAAGCAUUUGUGAUGUACCCCAGAUCUGCCCAAUUUUAUUUCCACAAAAUCCAGCUUGUUGAUCUGCAAAGCACUGAUGCCAACUUUCUACCUCAAAAAUUCGACAAAUGUCUGGCAAAGAACGCUUUAGCAAUGACUGAUGUUAAAGCAAGUGUGUAGUCACCACACAACCUCUCUUCUCACUGAUCUCCAUUUCAGUACAUCCAAAGGCAACCGUCAGUUUAGACAUGUAGUUAAAGAACAUUUACUGCGUCCAUCAUGGAAUACAGGGGUGUUUUUUUUUAAGACAAGAGAUGAGGGUCCUGCUAUUCUCUGUCAAUAAAAUUCUUGAUUGUUUUUCUUUAUGUACAGCUACUCACUGUUUUUUUUACACAAAAGUGGAUAAUGGUGGCUGGUGGCAUAGCAAAUAGUGGUAAUCCAUAACCAUAUCAAUGUACGUAUGUAUUCUAAGGAUUGCAUGUGAACCAAUGCAGUACUUCGUCAGAUCUGUUUUAAUCGUAACUUUUCAUUGUUCCCAUUAAGCCUCCACCUGGGCUAUGAAGUAGACCAAAUAACAGGACGAAGUAAAAUGAUGUUGCAGAGUACGAUGUUUGCAAUUUCUUUCUUUCUCUUUUUUACAUUUGUCCAAGUUGCCUUUUUCUCAUUUGUUUCGGUUUAAUGUACUUGUGUGUAUUCUGUUCAAUGUGCUUGCUCUGGUGCCCUCCAUUUGCAUUUUGCAGUACUAUAGGGGUAUGCAGGGUUCAGGCUCUUUACUGUAAGAAGUAAACUGAAUUGUUUUUUUUU
Messenger RNA from Triplophysa rosa, 5684 nucleotides. RefSeq names its product pygopus homolog 2 (Drosophila) (gene pygo2). The transcript has 3 exons. The record is from RefSeq and is a predicted model, not a curated record. NCBI's taxonomy places the organism in Eukaryota, Metazoa, Chordata, Actinopteri, Cypriniformes, Nemacheilidae. The coding region runs from base 2780 to 4507 and encodes 575 amino acids.